This is a messenger RNA of Morus notabilis, 1558 nucleotides long. Its product is annotated as peptidyl-prolyl cis-trans isomerase CYP40. Gene Ontology annotation, biological process: protein peptidyl-prolyl isomerization; protein folding. The transcript is spliced from 10 exons. Bases 287 to 1372 code for a protein of 361 amino acids. Gene Ontology annotation, molecular function: peptidyl-prolyl cis-trans isomerase activity; protein binding. The record is from RefSeq and is a predicted model, not a curated record. Lineage: Eukaryota; Viridiplantae; Streptophyta; Magnoliopsida; Rosales; Moraceae.
GAGAGAGAGAGAGAGAGAGAGAAGAGGAGGAAGAGGGAGAGGUUUUUCGAAAUAAAUAGCAAGGUGGAAAUUGGAAUAACAAUAGGGUUUUAAAUUUUAAUUUUACUCUUCUUCAGUCUUCCCAUAAUCCCAUUAUAGUUUAUACUAAAGGAGCUCAGAAGACUCUAGAACAACAACAUAAAAUAUCCACACUCACACCUAUAUAUAUACACACACAGUUAUAUAGAGAGAGGAGACCGAGAGAGAAAGAGUCAGAGAGAGAGAGAGAGAGAGAGAGAGAGAGAGAAUGGGGAGGCCAAGGUGUUUUCUGGACAUUAGCAUCGGAGGAGAACUCGAAGGGAGGAUAGUUGUUGAGCUUUACAACGACGUUGUUCCCAAAACCACCGACAAUUUCAGGGCUCUUUGUACUGGCGAGAAGGGCAUUGGUCCAAACACCGGUGUUCCUCUCCACUACAAGGGAGUCCAUUUUCAUCGAAUUAUCAAAGGCUUUAUGGUUCAAGGUGGGGACAUUUCUGCUGGAGAUGGUACUGGGGGAGAAUCUAUCUACGGUUUGAAAUUUGAAGAUGAGAAUUUUGAAUUGAAACAUGAGAGGAAAGGGAUGUUGUCAAUGGCAAACUCUGGUCCAAACACAAACGGGUCUCAAUUUUUCAUCACAACAACUCGGACUUCUCAUUUAGAUGGUAAACAUGUUGUUUUUGGGAAGGUAGUUAAAGGAAUGGGAGUUGUUCGAUCAAUUGAGCACGUGACAACUGGUGAUAGUGAUUAUCCGACUGUUGAUGUUGUUACUGCGGAUUGUGGAGAGAUUCCUGAGGGUGAAGAUGAUGGGAUAUCAAAUUUUUUCAAAGAUGGUGAUAUUUAUCCGGAUUGGCCAGCUGAUCUGGAUGAGAGCGCUAAUGAAAUCUCUUGGUGGAUGACUUCUGUGGACUCAAUUAAGGCCUUUGGUAACGAAUGUUACAAGAAACAAGACUAUAAGACAGCUCUUAGAAAAUAUCGAAAGGCUUUACGCUAUCUGGAUAUUUGCUGGGAGAAAGAUGGUAUUGAUGAAGAGAAGAGUUCAUCUUUGAGAAAGACAAAGUCGCAGAUUUUCACAAACAGCUCUGCAUGUAAGCUGAAAUUAGGAGACCUGAAAGGAGCAUUAUUGGACACGGACUUUGCAAUGCGUGAUGGAGAGAACAAUGUGAAAGCUCUGUUUCGCCAAGGUCAGGCAUACAUGGCCCUCAAUGACAUUGAUGCUGCAGUUGAAAGCUUCAAGAAGGCAUUGGAUUUGGAGCCCAAUGAUGCUGGAAUAAAAAAAGAGCUUGCUGCUACUAAGAAGAAGAUUGCUGAUAGACGCGAUCAGGAGAGAAAAGCAUAUCGCAAGAUGUUCCAAUAGCACUCGGCAGUCGAAUGGCUGCCCAUAAAUUUGGGAUUUCAGGAACGUAUUCAUAGUUAGAGUCAACUGGUUUAGGCUUUCUUUUGGUUAUUGUCUCUGAUUUUCUGCAGGGAGAUUCAGGCUGUCCAAUAUUAAAGGAGAAGCUGAUCCCUCCCAGGAUUAUGACUUAAAAAUUUGAGGCUUGAA